Cricetulus griseus (Chinese hamster) is the source of this 4860-nucleotide messenger RNA. Lineage: Eukaryota; Metazoa; Chordata; Mammalia; Rodentia; Cricetidae. The record is from RefSeq and is a predicted model, not a curated record.
UUUGUGGAGAUGAGUGCACAGGCCUUCUUCUUGGUGACCUGGCUCAUCUACAGCAGUUGGCCAUGAACAUCAACCUCACUGGCCCACUGCCUGCUCCGUAUAAAAUUCUCCAUGGUCUUGAAAAUACAACUCAGGAACUCAAGCACCUGCUCUCACCCCAGCGGGCACCGGAGAGGCUCAUUCAGGUGGCGGAGGGCAACCUGAACACCCUCGUGAUGGAAAUGAAUGAGCUGCUGAGCAGGGCGACCAAAGUGACAGCAGAUGGCGAGCAAACAGAACAAGAUGCUGAGCGGACCAACACAAGAGCAAAAUCCUUAGAAGAAUUCAUUAAAGAGCUUGUCCAGGAUGCUGAAGCUUUAAAUGAGAAAGCUGUAAAACUAAAUGAGACAUUAGGAAGUCAAGACAAGACUGUGGAGAGAAACUUGCAAGAGCUUCAGCAAGAGAUCGAUCGGAUGCUGAAGGAACUCAGAAGUAAAGAUCUUCAGACACAGAAGGAAGUGGCUGAGGAUGAGCUGGUGGCAGCAGAAGGUCUUCUGAAGAGAGUGAACAGGCUGUUUGGGGAGCCCAGAGCCCAAAAUGAAGAAAUGGAAAAGGAUCUCCGUGAGAAACUGUCAGGUUACAAGGACAAACUUGAUGAUGCUUGGGAUCUACUAAGAGAAGCCACAGAGAAAACACAAGAUGCUAAUCGCUUGUCUGCUGUCAAUCAAAAAAACAUGACCAUUUUGGAGAAAAAGAAGGAGGCUAUUGAAAGUGGCAAACGACAAAUAGAGAACACUUUAAAGGAGGGCAAUGACAUACUUGAUGAAGCCAACCGACUUGCAGAUGAAAUCAACUCGGUCAUAGAUUAUGUCGAAGACAUUAAAACCAAGUUGCCACCACUGUCCGAGGAGCUUAGUGACAAAAUAGAUGACCUCUCUCAGGAAAUAAAGGACAGGAAGCUUGCUGAGAAGGUGUUCCAGGCUGAGAGCCAUGCAGCUCAGCUGAAUGACUCCUCUGCUGUGCUUGAUGGAAUCCUGGAUGAGGCCAAGAACAUCUCUUUCAAUGCCACUACAGCCUUCAGAGCUUACAGUAAUAUUAAAGACAAUAUUGAUGAAGCUGAGAGAGUUGCCAGAGAAGCAAAAGAUCUUGCCCAAGAAGCUACACAACUGGCAACAAGUCCUCAGGGCUUAUUAAAGGAAGAUGCCAAAGGCUCCCUUCAGAAAAGCUUCAGGAUCCUUAAUGAGGCCAAGAAGCUAGAAAAUGCUGUGAAAGAAAAUCACAACGAUCUAAAUGGCCUGAAAACCAGAUUAGAAACUGCUGAUGCUAGGAAUGGUGAUCUCCUGAGAGCUUUGAAUGACACUUUGGGCAAGUUAUCACUCAUUCCAAACGACACGGCUGCUAAACUGCAAACUGUCAAAGAGAAAGCCAGACAAGCCAAUGACACAGCGAAAGCCGUCCUGGCCCAGGUUAAAGACCUGCAUCAGAACCUUGAUGGUCUGAAGCAAAACUACAAUAAACUAGCAGACAGUGUGGCCAAAACGAAUGCAGUCGUGAAAGAUCCUUCCAAAAACAAAAUCAUUGCAGAUGCAGAUACUACUGUGAAAAAUCUAGAGCAAGAAGCUGAUCGGCUGAUAGAUAAACUCAAGCCUAUCAAGGAACUGGAAGAUAACCUAAAGAAAAACAUCUCUGAAAUAAAGGAACUGAUUAACCAAGCCCGGAAACAAGCCAAUUCUAUCAAAGUAUCUGUGUCUUCGGGAGGUGACUGUAUUCGAACAUACAAACCAGAAAUCAAGAAAGGAAGCUACAAUAACAUUGUUGUCAAUGUCAAGACUACUGUUGCUGACAAUCUCCUUUUUUAUCUUGGAAGUGCCAAAUUUAUUGACUUUCUUGCUAUAGAAAUGCGUAAAGGCAAAGUCAGCUUCCUCUGGGAUGUUGGAUCUGGAGUUGGCCGUGUAGAGUAUCCAGAUUUGACCAUCGAUGACUCAUAUUGGUACCGUAUUGAAGCAUCGAGAACGGGAAGAAAUGGUUCUAUUUCUGUGAGAGCUCUAGAUGGACCCAAAGCUAGCAUUAUACCCAGCACCUACCACUCGGUGUCCCCUCCUGGGUACACUAUUCUAGAUGUCGAUGCAAAUGCAAUGCUGUUUGUUGGCGGCCUGACUGGGAAAAUAAAGAAAGCCGAUGCUGUACGUGUGAUUACAUUCACUGGCUGUAUGGGAGAAACAUACUUUGACAACAAACCUAUAGGCUUAUGGAACUUCCGGGAAAAAGAAGGGGACUGCAAAGGCUGCACUGUCAGCCCACAAGUGGAAGACAGUGAGGGGACUAUUCAGUUUGAUGGAGAAGGCUAUGCAUUAGUGAGCCGCCCCAUCCGCUGGUACCCCAACAUCUCCACAGUCAUGUUCAAGUUCCGGACAUUUUCAUCAAGUGCUCUCCUGAUGUAUCUUGCCACACGAGACCUGAAGGACUUCAUGAGUGUAGAGCUCAGUGAUGGGCGCAUAAAAGUCAGCUAUGAUCUGGGCUCAGGAAUGGCUUCUGUUGUCAGCAAUCAAAACCAUAAUGACGGGAAAUGGAAAUCUUUCACCCUGUCAAGGAUCCAGAAACAAGCCAACAUAUCGAUUGUAGACAUUGAUACGAACCAGGAGGAGAAUGUAGCCACUUCGUCUUCUGGAAACAACUUUGGCCUUGACUUGAAAGCAGAUGACAAAAUAUAUUUUGGUGGCCUGCCAACUCUGAGGAACUUGAGUAUGAAAGCAAGGCCAGAAGUAAAUGUGAAGAAAUAUUCCGGCUGCCUCAAAGACAUUGAAAUUUCAAGGACUCCGUACAAUAUACUCAGUAGCCCCAAUUAUGUUGGUGUUACCAAAGGCUGUUCACUGGAGAAUGUUUACACAGUUAGCUUCCCCAAGCCUGGUUUUGUGGAGCUCGCCCCAGUGCCCAUUGAUGUCGGAACAGAGAUCAAUCUAUCCUUCAGCACGAAGAAUGAGUCUGGACUCAUUCUCUUGGGGAGUGGUGGGGCACCAACCCCACCCAGGAGAAAACGGAGGCAAACUGGACAGGCCUAUUAUGCCAUAUUCCUCAACAAGGGCCGUCUGGAAGUGCAUCUUUCCUCGGGGACACGAACAAUGAGGAAAAUUGUCAUCAAACCAGAGCCAAAUCUGUUUCAUGAUGGGAGAGAGCAUUCAGUUCACAUGGAAAGAUCCAGAGGCAUCUUCACUGUUCAAGUUGAUGAAGACAGAAGACAUACACAAAACCUGACAGUGGAGCAGCCAAUCCAAGUGAAAAAGCUCUUCGUCGGGGGUGCCCCUCCAGAAUUUCAGCCUUCCCCACUCAGGAAUAUUCCUGCUUUUGAAGGCUGCGUGUGGAAUCUUGUUAUUAACUCUGUCCCCAUGGACUUUGCCCAGCCUGUAGCCUUCAAAAAUGCUGACAUUGGCCGAUGUACCUAUCAGAAGCCCCGGGAAGAUGAAGAAGUUCCAACUGAAGUCAUUGGCCAGCCUCAGCCACUGCCUACCCCGGCCUUCCCUUCACCUGUGCCCACCCUGACACAUGGCCCUUGUGUUGCAGAAUCAGAACCAUCAUUUCUGGCAGGGGCCAAGCAGUUUGGGCUUUCCAGAAACAGCCACAUCGCUAUUGCCUUUGAUGACACCAAAGUUAAAAACCGCCUCACAAUUGAGCUAGAAGUGAGAACCGAAGCUGAAUCAGGCUUGCUCUUUUACAUGGCUCGAAUCAAUCAUGCUGAUUUUGCUACUGUGCAACUGAGAAAUGGAUUCCCCUACUUCAGUUACGACUUGGGAAGUGGUGACACUAGCACCAUGAUCCCCACCAGAAUCAACGAUGGCCAGUGGCACAAGAUUAAAAUUUUAAGGGUGAAGCAAGAAGGAACUCUUUACGUAGAUGACGCCUCCAACCAAACCAUCAGUCCCAAGAAAGCUGAUAUCCUGGAUGUUGUGGGGAUGCUGUAUGUUGGUGGGUUGCCGAUCAACUAUACCACACGCAGAAUUGGUCCAGUGACCUACAGUCUUGAUGGUUGUGUCAGGAAUCUUCACAUGGAGCAAGCCCCUGUUAACCUGGACCAGCCAACUUCCAGCUUCCAUGUCGGAACAUGCUUUGCAAAUGCUCAGAGGGGGACGUACUUUGAUGGAACAGGUUUUGCCAGAGCAGUUGGCGGGUUCAAAGUGGGAUUGGACCUUCUUGUAGAAUUUGAAUUCCGCACCACAAGACCCACUGGAGUUCUCCUGGGCAUCAGCAGUCAGAAGAUGGAUGGAAUGGGUAUCGAAAUGAUUGACGAGAAGCUUAUGUUCCAUGUGGAUAAUGGCGCUGGCCGAUUCACUGCAGUCUAUGAUGCUGGGAUCCCAGGCCAUAUGUGCAAUGGACAGUGGCAUAAAGUGACUGCCAAGAAGAUCAAAAACCGCCUUGAGCUUGUUGUAGAUGGGAACCAGGUGGACGCCCAGAGCCCAAAUUCAGCAUCGACAUCAGCUGAUACAAACGACCCUGUUUUUGUUGGCGGUUUCCCAGAUGGCCUCAAUCAGUUUGGCCUGACCACCAAUAUUCGGUUCCGAGGUUGCAUCCGAUCUCUGAGGCUCACCAAAGGCACAGGCAAGCCACUGGAGGUUAAUUUCGCCAAAGCCCUGGAAUUGAGGGGUGUUCAACCUGUAUCGUGCCCAGCUACCUAAUGAAGAGAAGUACAAGCCUGAGCAGGGUCUAUCAAGAUGAGUGUAUCAAGUUAAACAAUAUACUUUCCUAUGCAUAUUAAUAAAACUAAUGUGUGCACCUACAUAGAAUACUUUCUGUUUUCAGGUGGUAAUAAUUCAGACCACAGAUUGAAUUUUAAUUCAAGUUCUCUUUCAAGCUUAUGAUUAUUAAACCAAUUAUUUCAUUCCAAAUAAA